Messenger RNA from Jaculus jaculus (lesser Egyptian jerboa), 2480 nucleotides. RefSeq names its product centrosomal protein 83 (gene Cep83). Bases 191 to 2293 code for a protein of 700 amino acids. The transcript has 16 exons. Gene Ontology annotation, cellular component: centrosome. Lineage: Eukaryota; Metazoa; Chordata; Mammalia; Rodentia; Dipodidae. The record is from RefSeq and is a predicted model, not a curated record.
CGGCUGGCGAGCGCGGCCGGAGCGCACGUCCCCGCGAUCUCGGCCGGGCGCGCGUCGCCAGGACCCCGUGCGAGUUGGGUAUAAUUUGGCUUCUUUGAUUCUGUCUUGCAACAAAGAAGAAAUAUUCCUGAAAGAAAACUGAAACAACAAGAAAGCCACAUCUUUUUUCUUUUCUUCUUUUUUUUUUUUAAUGGUUGUCAGCUCUUUUACAAAUAUGGAUGGUUUACCUAACAUUUUUCCACCUGGUGGAGACAGUGGGCCAAUUUCUGAAACUGAGUUCCAAAAUUUGUUAAUUGAUGAAAGGUUACGACGUGAACAUCAUAAAAGCAAUUACACUGCUCUGAAAAGCGCACACACAAGGUUACAGGAAGAACUUUUAAAAACACAAGGUGACCUCAAGCGCACAUUAAAUGAAAAGCAAACUAACUAUGAAAAAUUCCAGCAGAUGCUUGAAGAGCUAAGGGAGCAAUUAAUGGAGAAAAGUAAAGAAUUGGAAAACAUGAGACUGCAGGUAUUAACUCCACAAAGAUUGGAAUUGAUAAAAACCCAAAUACAACAGGAAUUAGAAGCUCCAAUGCGAGAGCGUUUUCAGCUCCUUGAUGAAGAAGUGGAAAAGUAUAGAACUGAAUAUAAUAAGCUUCGCUAUGAGUAUACAUUUCUCAAGUCAGAAUUUGAACACCAGAAGGAAGAGUUUACACGUAUUUCAGAAGAAGAAAGAAUGAAAUAUGAAUCAGAGGUUGCACGGCUGGAGAAAGAUAAAGAGGACCUGCAUACCCAGCUGCUCAGCGUCGAUCCCACGAGAGACAGCAAACGCACGGAGCAACUUGUUCGAGAAAAAAACCAUUUGCUUCAGAAAUUAAAAGGUUUAGAGGCUGAAGUAGCAGAAUUAAGGGCUGAAAAAGAGAGUUGCGGGGCUCAGGUAGAAAACGCCCAAAGAAUACAGGUGCGGCAGUUGGCUGAGAUGCAGGCGACACUCAGAUCCCUGGAGGCUGAGAAACAGUCAGCUAAGCUCCAAGCAGAACGCUUAGAAAAAGAGCUACAAGCAAGCAAUGAACAGAACACUUCUUUAAUCAGCAAAUUGAAUAAAGCUGACAGUGAAAUAAGUACACUGACCAGUAAAGUAAAAGAACUUAAGCAUUCAAGCAAACUAGAAAUAACAGACAUCAAAUUGGAGGCAGCAAGAGCUAAGAGUGAGCUAGAGAGAGAAAGGAACAAGAUUCAGAGAGAAUUGGAUGAGUUGCAGUCAGACAAUGAAAUUCUCAAAUCAGCUGUUGAACACCACAAAAUGCUCUUAGUGGAAAAAGAUCGGGAAUUGAUUCGUAAAGCACAAGCUGCCAAGGAAGAAGAUUUUCAAAAACUUCUGGUGUUACAGGAUGAAAAGCUUGAACUUGAGAACAGAUUAGCAGACUUAGAGAAAAUGAGGGUGGAACAUGAGGCCUGGAGGCAAUCCGAAAAGGACCAGUGUGAGGAGAAGUUGCGAGCCUCCCAGAUGGCAGAGGAGUCAGCCCGUAGGGAACUUCAGAGUACUAGGUUGAAACUUCAGCAACAAAUACUAAAUACUGAAAAUGCAGAGAAAGAAAAAAUAGAAAAUUCUGAACUGAAACAGCAAAUUAAUCAUUUGCAGAUGAAAGUGACCUCACUGACACAGUCAGAGAAUGACUUGCUAAAUUCAAACCAAAUGAUGAAGGACAUGGUGGAGACAUUAAAACAAGAAUGCCGGAAUUUAAGAAGCCAAGCCGAAAAAGCGCAACUUGAAGUUGAAAAGACCUUGGAAGAAAAACAGAUACAGUGGCUGGAAGAAAAGCACAAGCUUCAUGAGCGUAUCACAGACAGAGAAGAAAAGUAUAAUCAAGCCAAAGAGAAACUGCAGCGAGCUGCAACUGCUCAGAAAAAGAGAAAAUCUCUUCAUGAAAAUAAAUUGAAGAGACUUCAAGAGAAAGUAGAAGUCUUGGAGGCAAAAAAAGAAGAAUUAGAAACAGAAAAUCAGUUGUUAAAUAGACAAAAUGUUCCAUUUGAAGAAUACACAAGGCUUCAAAAACGACUAAAGGAUAUACAGAGAAGACAUAAUGAAUUUCGAAGUCUAAUUUUGGUUCCUAACAUGCCUCCAACAGCAUCCAUCAAUCCAGCUAGCUUUCAGUCAUCAGCCAUGGUUCCAGGCAUAGACUUAGCUUUUCCACCUCAUAUGCAGGAGGAACAGCAUCAAAAGGAACUCUCCCUGCUUCGUAAAAGACUAGAAGAACUAGAAACAACACAAAGAAAACAACUAGAGGAGCUUGGAUCUCCUGGGGAAUGAUGCUGGAGGAAAGACAGACACAUCAAAGGGUGAAGCCAGAGAUUCUGUAAAGUGUGACCGUGAACGUGUGGCACUGAGAUACGUUAUUACUGUUUGCCAAAAUACCAUUGUGCCUCAAGAAAAGGUACCCACAUGCUGCAUUACAUGAGGAUCAGGAUUUGAAAGGGAAGCAUUAAACAAAAGUUUC